Messenger RNA from Oryzias melastigma (Indian medaka), 2647 nucleotides. Its product is annotated as tripartite motif-containing protein 16-like. The transcript has a single exon. Gene Ontology annotation, molecular function: protein binding; zinc ion binding. The record is from RefSeq and is a predicted model, not a curated record. The coding region runs from base 5 to 1672 and encodes 555 amino acids. Lineage: Eukaryota; Metazoa; Chordata; Actinopteri; Beloniformes; Adrianichthyidae.
AGAAAUGGCGCAGAAAGGAGUCGAUCUGGAUGAAGAAACCUUCAGCUGUUCCAUCUGUCUGGAUCUGCUGAAGGAUCCGGUGACUAUUCCCUGUGGACACAGCUACUGCAUGAAGUGUAUUCAACGAUUCUGGGAUGGAGAGGAGAAUAUCUACAGCUGUCCUCAGUGUAGGAAGACCUUCACACCGAGACCUAUUCUGGAGAAAAAUGUUAUGUUUGCAGCUUUAAUGGAUCAGCUGAAGAAGACUGGACUCCAAGCUGCUCCUGCUGAUCACUGCUAUGCUGGACCUGAAGAUGUGUCCUGUGAUGUCUGCUCUGGAAGAAAACUAAAAGCCAUCAGGUCCUGUUUGAUCUGUCUGGCCUCUUACUGUGAGAAACACCUUCAACCUCAUUUGGAUGAAGCUGCAUUCAAGAAACACAAGUUGGAGGAACCCUCCAAGAACCUGCAGCAGAACAUCUGCUCCAUUCAUGAAGAGGUGAUGAAGAUGUUCUGUCGUACUGAUCAGAAGUGUAUCUGUUAUCUCUGCUCUGUGGAUGAACAUAGAGGACACACCACAGUCUCAGCUGCAGCAGAAAGGACUGAGAGGCAGAGAGAUCUGGAGGAGAGUCAACAACAAAUCCAGCAGAGAAUCCAGGACCGAGAGAAAGAGGUGAAGCUGCUUCAACAGGAGGUGGAGGCCAUCAAUCACUCUGCUGAUCAAACAGUGAAGGACAGUGAGAAGAUCUUCACUCAGAUGAUCCGUCUCAUCCAGAAAAGAAGCUGUGAUGUGAAGAAACAAAUCCGAUCCCAGCGGCUAACUGAAGUGAGUCGAGUCAAAGAUCUUCAAAAAGAAUUUAAAAGGGAGAUUACUGAGCUGAAGAGGAGAGACGCUGAGCUGAAGCAGCUCUCACUCACAGAGGAUCACAGCCAGUUUCUGCUCAACUACCCCUCACUGCCACCACUCAGAGAGUCCACACACUCAUCCAGCAUCAAUGUCCGUCCUCUGAGAUACUUUGAGGAGGUGACAGCAGCUGUGUCAGAGCUCAGAGACAAACUGCAGGACAUUCUGAGAGAGGAAUGGACGAGCAUCUCACCGACAGUCACUUAUGUGGAUGUUUUACUACCAGAACCAGAAUCAGAACCAGAACCAACGAGCAGAGCUGACUUCUUAAAAUAUUCAUGUCAAAUCACACUGGAUCCAAACACAGCACACAGACGACUGUUAGUGUCAGAGGAGAACAGAAAAGUUAGAUUGAUGGAAGAACCUCAGUCUGAUUCUGAUCAUCUAGAUAGAUGGUUUCAGGUUCUGAGUAGAGAGAGUCUGACUGGACGUUGUUACUGGGAGGUGGAGUGGAGAGGAAAAUAUGUUUAUGUAGCAGUCGCAUACGAGAACAUCAUCAGAUCUGAAUAUGACAGCAGAUUUGGUUUUAAUGACAAAUCUUGGGCAUUAAGUCUUUCUCCUGACAAAUUUUCAUUUCUUCACAAAGAGAUUCAAACCACAACCUUAGCUCGUGUUUCCUCCAGAAUAGGAGUGUACCUGGAUCACAGAGCAGGUGUUCUGUCCUUCUACAGCAUCUCUGAAAGCAUGACUCUCCUCCACAGAGUCCAGACCACAUUCACUCAGCCGCUCUAUGCUGGAGUGUGGAUGGGUCAUGCUGUUGGAGACACAGCAGAGUUCUGUAAACUCAAAUAAUUCUUAAAGUUGCUGAAAGAAGUGUGAUUUUUUUGUGAUUUCUCUGCUUUCUAUCAUUUUGAAUCAAAAUUUUUUCAGUUAAUAUUCUGUGGAGUCGUGUUUGUAGUUAGACAUAGAAUGUGGAUUUGAAACAUUUUUGAAGAUGAAUCUCAAACUUUUUGGAAUAAAAUCUUUUUUUAUGUCUUUGAACUUUCGGAUUUUGCUGUUUGAAUAUAAAUUUCAUACAAAUGUGUUCAUGUUUUUGUGUUGUUGUUAUGUGAACUGAUGGAAGCUGCAACACAAAUGGAAUCAGUGACGUCACAAUCAAAGACUUUCUCUGUUUGUUCUACACAGAAACUACAAGAGAACAAACGGAAGGAGGAGAUUGUGUUUGUAGAAAGAAGAACAUUUACAACUUUGUUCUUUUUUUCUUUUUGAUUCAUUUGACAACUUUGGAUUGAAGAUUUGUAUUUUCAUGUCUCUGUAUUUGUAGAAAAGCUGUUUAUGUUGAUUUGACAAUAAAACAUCUUGAUUCUUUUGUAUUCAUUCCAGAGUCUGUGUGAAAUCUGAUGAAGAAAAGUGGGAAUAAUCUGAUGGAAACUGAGGCAGUUUUCCUGGAACUCCAGAAAUGACAGAGUUCAUGUUUAGAGCAGAAACAUCUCUGUCAGUCAGUCUGAGUCCACAUGACUUUCUGCAGUAAAGCAGCUUCAUUACAGACAAAUGAGAAGUUGUCCUCGAGAUUUGAUACAAAUGUAUUUAAAUAAAAGAAAAAACACCGAAGUUUCUUCAUGUGUCCUGAUAAAUGAGUUUGAAACAUGAAAACUAAAUGUUCCUUAAAAUACAGACAAAUCAUUUAAUAACUCACGCUUUUUCUCCAACAAGCCGUGUUUUCAAGCUUUUGGCCUUGAAAUAUUUAAGAUUCCAGCAGCUGCUGAAAACCAAGUAGUACUGCAUUACUACCAUCUAGUGGAGAGGAGUAAAGUCAAAAAUGACCUC